UUAACUAUUACCGACCGACUCAGCUGGCUUCUCUACCAUGGCGGCCGAGAAGCUCCGGGAUUUGAGUCAACCGAUCGACGUCGCAUUGCUCGAUGCCACCGUCUCUGCCUUCUACGGCACCGGAUCUAAAGAAGAGAGAACAGCGGCAGACCAGAUCUUGCGGGAAAUGCAGAACAAUCCGGAUACAUGGCUGCAAGUCGUGCACAUUCUACAAAGUACGAAGAACUUAAAUACUAAGUUCUUUGCCUUACAGGUCUUAGAAGGUGUCAUAAAGUACAGAUGGAACGCAUUGCCCGUUGAACAAAGAGAUGGGAUGAAGAAUUACAUUUCUGAAGUCAUUGUGCAGCUCUCGAGUAAUGAAGCUUCACUUCGAAUGGAAAAGCUGUAUAUCAACAAGCUGAACAUCAUAUUAGUACAGAUCUUGAAGCAUGAGUGGCCCGGCAGAUGGAGAAGCUUUAUUCCUGAUCUUGUUUCAGCCGCAAAAACUAGUGAAACAAUCUGUGAAAAUUGUAUGGCCAUUUUGAAACUUCUGAGUGAAGAGGUUUUUGACUUCUCGAGAGGUGAAAUGACGCAGCAAAAGAUCAAGGAGCUCAAACAGUCGCUGAACAGUGAGUUCCAACUCAUCCAUGAGCUGUGUUUGUAUGUACUAUCCGCAUCUCAAAGAACUGAGCUCAUAAGGGCCACACUGUCGACGUUGCAUGCUUUCCUCUCAUGGAUUCCUUUGGGUUACAUUUUUGAAUCUCCAUUGCUGGAAACGCUCCUAAAGUUUUUUCCUGUGCCAUCGUAUCGGAAUCUCACAAUUCAAUGCCUUACAGAGGUGGCCGCCCUCAAUUUUGGAGAUUUCUAUAACGUGCAAUAUGUGAAUAUGUAUAAUAUAUUCAUGGUGCAGUUACAGGCUAUUCUUCCUCCUACUACAAACAUCCCAGAGGCUUAUGCGCAUGGUUCUAGUGAGGAGCAGGCAUUUAUCCAAAACUUGGCUUUGUUUUUCACCUCAUUCUACAAGGUUCACAUUAGGAUAUUGGAGUCUACUCAGGAUAAUAUGGCAUCCUUGCUUCUGGGUCUAGAGUACCUUAUAAACAUCUCAUAUGUGGAUGACACUGAAGUCUUCAAGGUUUGCCUGGAUUACUGGAAUGCCUUGGUCCUGGAGCUUUUUGAGGCACACAAUAAUCUGGACAAUCCCGCUGUGACGGCGAAUAUGAUGGGAUUGCAGAUGCCUUUGAUUCCUGGCAUGGUUGAUGGCCUAGGUUCCCAACUGCUGCAGCGGCGGCAGCUAUAUGCUGCCCCUAUGUCCAAGCUUAGAAUGCUCAUGAUCUCUCGUAUGGCCAAGCCUGAAGAAGUUCUCAUUGUUGAAGAUGAAAAUGGUAACAUUGUUCGUGAGACAAUGAAAGACAAUGAUGUUCUCGUCCAGUACAAGAUAAUGAGAGAGACCUUGAUCUACUUGUCACACCUUGAUCACGAGGACACUGAAAAGCAGAUGCUGAAGAAAUUAAGUAAACAGCUGAGUGGUGAGGAUUGGUCAUGGAAUAACUUAAACACGCUGUGCUGGGCAAUCGGCUCUAUUUCUGGGUCCAUGAUGGAAGAACAGGAAAAUAGAUUCUUGGUGAUGGUCAUCCGUGAUUUGCUGAAUUUGUGUGAAAUCACGAAAGGGAAGGACAACAAAGCUGUUAUCGCCAGUAAUAUCAUGUAUGUUGUUGGACAGUAUCCCAGAUUCCUAAGAGCCCACUGGAAGUUCUUGAAGACUGUUGUAAAUAAGUUGUUCGAGUUCAUGCAUGAGACCCAUCCUGGAGUGCAGGAUAUGGCCUGUGAUACUUUCUUAAAGAUUGUUCAGAAAUGCAAGCGGAAAUUUGUUAUUAUACAGGUUGGAGAAAACGAACCCUUUGUAUCUGAGCUUUUAACAGGCCUUGCAACAACAAUUGCAGAUCUUGAGCCCCACCAGAUCCACUCAUUUUAUGAAUCAGUCGGACAUAUGAUUCAAGCCGAACCUGAUCCCCAGAAGAGGGAUGAGUAUCUCCAGAGGUUGAUGGACCUCCCCAAUCGGAAAUGGAAUGAGAUUAUAAGCCAGGCGCGUCAAAGUGUAGACUUUCUAAAGGAUCCAGAUGUUAUAAGGACUGUGCUCAAUAUAUUGCAGACAAAUACAAGUGUUGCAAGUUCUCUUGGAACAUUCUUCCUGUCACAGAUUUCAUUGAUCUUUUUGGACAUGCUUAAUGUUUAUAGAAUGUACAGUGAGCUUAUAUCGAGUACCAUUGCAGGGGGAGGGCCCUUUGUUUCCAAAUCAUCAUUUGUCAAACUUCUACGAUCGGUCAAGAGGGAAACUCUAAAGCUGAUCGAGACAUUUCUGGACAAGGCUGAGGAUCAACCACAAAUAGGAAAGCAGUUUGUCCCUCCAAUGAUGGAUCCUAUUCUCGGGGACUACGCGAGGAAUGUGCCUGAUGCUAGAGAAUCCGAAGUUUUAUCACUUUUUGCGACUAUCAUAAAUAAGUACAAGGGUGUCAUGAUAGAGGAUGUGCCUCGCAUUUUUGAGGCUGUUUUCCAAUGCACUUUAGAGAUGAUUACCAAAAAUUUUGAAGAUUACCCUGAGCAUCGGCUGAAGUUUUUUUCUUUACUCCGUGCCAUUGCUGCACACUGUUUCCCUGCAUUAAUUAGACUGUCAAGUCAGCAACUUAAGCUGGUAAUGGAUUCUAUCAUCUGGGCUUUUCGGCACACGGAGAGAAAUAUUGCUGAAACUGGGCUAAACUUGUUGUUGGAGAUGCUGAAGAACUUUCAGGCUUCUGAGUUCUGUAAUCAGUUCUACAGGACGUACUUUCUGACGAUAGAGCAAGAGAUUUUUGCUGUUUUAACGGACACUUUUCAUAAACCAGGGUUCAAGUUACACGUUUUAGUCCUGCAACACCUGUUUUGUCUGGUGGAGAGUGGUGCAUUGACAGAACCUCUAUGGGAUGCCUCAACAGUUCCUUAUCCCUAUCCAAAUAAUGCAGUCUUUGUUCGUGAAUACACCAUAAAGCUGUUGGACACUUCAUUUCCUAACAUGACUGUAGCAGAGGUCACUCAAUUUGUGAACGGUCUCCUGGAGUCGACAAAUGACCUCUCCACAUUCAAGAAUCACAUCAGAGACUUUCUUGUCCAAUCAAAAGAAUUUUCGGCUCAGGAUAACAAGGACCUCUACGCGGAAGAGGCCGCUGCUCAGAGGGAAAGAGAGCGACAAAGGAUGCUUUCUAUUCCAGGGCUCAUUGCCCCAAAUGAGAUACAGGACGAGAUGUUGGACUCAUAGGUUGCACAUGAUUUCAGAUGUUUUGAAUUUCGAGUUUGGCUGAGGCACCUUCACCAACUUACCAAAAACAAGGAGGCCAACGGUUUUAGCGUUCUUUUUCACUCUAUGGAUUGUUUCUCUUUUGUCCGCCCGAAGUUUUCCGCUAAUUGAACUGGCAAGGGAAAGGUAGUGGGUGUGCAAAGUCAUAGGUGCUGGUGAUGACAUUGCCUUGUUCACCUCGUGGCGGCUGUGUAGAUUAGUUAGGUACUGAUUUAGGGGUUUUUAGUCCUGGACUUAGAUUGUGUCUCUGAAUAGGAGGAGAGGCAGACCGGAAAUUUCUCAUUUUCUAUUAUAGUGAUAAUUCGUGGUAAAAGAACUGUGGUAACGGGUUGUGCAGCUAUAUCCUUUUUCUUUCUUUUUGGUUUAUAAUUUGUAGAAUGUUUGGGUUUUGAGGGAAUUGACUUGAUCACCCUGUCAAUUUUUGGGGAGUGGUUGUACCUUGACAUUAAUUAAUACAUAGACCUGGUAUUUUCA
Molecule: messenger RNA, 3781 nt
Organism: Rhodamnia argentea
Lineage: Eukaryota; Viridiplantae; Streptophyta; Magnoliopsida; Myrtales; Myrtaceae
Product: protein EXPORTIN 1A
Exons: 32
Coding region: 38-3268 (1076 amino acids)
Biological process (GO): protein export from nucleus; ribosomal small subunit export from nucleus; ribosomal large subunit export from nucleus
Cellular component (GO): nucleus; cytoplasm
Molecular function (GO): nuclear export signal receptor activity; small GTPase binding
Source: RefSeq, a predicted model, not a curated record